GAGCUGCUCACGCGAAACACCAUGGAGUUCUGAAGACUAUGAUGAGCAUCGAGCCACGGAACGAGCAGCAGAUGCUGCGCCAGUUCUGGAAGAAGUACCCCACCUACAACCUCAACGCGCUGAUGCGCAAGCGGUACGAGGAGCUCAUGGACGCCAGAGCGUUCAACGAGUGGCUCCAGAACCGGCAGCUGAAACGGCAGGGCGAGGAGUACGCCGACGCCAUAGGCAGGAUGGCGGAGACGGUCAACCGCAGGAUCCCCCAGCUCCGGUGGGCCGGCGCGGUGCUGGAAUACAUCGAAGAAGGCGAGCCUUCUUUCGGCAUCCCUCUGCCCAACCGCAACGCCAGCAUCUACAGAUCCAGCCACUUCUACCUGGACGAAUUCCCGCAAUCCACGGAGCCGUUGGCCGAAAAUCCAAGGCCGCACACUCAGCUGGGAGCGGCCAUCGAGAACGACUUCGAAUCCGCCGACGAUGGCUAUCAAGGCAGACCUUUCCCUCAAUUGCAGCGCCCCAGUUUUCUGCAGCCUGGGCCCGACACAGACACGGAGGACGAAGCUUACCGGAGAGAUGGCUUCGAUCCGUCAAGGCCUCCAGAUCCAGGCCAGCCCAGCAGCAGUCUCAGCGGCCGCGUCGGCGAGGCCGCUGCAGCUGGGCUCACGAGCAUCAUUGCUGCCGGCGCCGGUGGAGUGGGCCAAGCUGCGCAGAACUUUGGCUUCAGGAAUGCCACCAGAGCAGCGAACGCAGUGGAGCAACGGGUGUUCCCGCAGAUCAUCGGCCGCCCAACAGACGCGCAACGC
Molecule: messenger RNA, 797 nt
Organism: Symbiodinium pilosum
Lineage: Eukaryota; Dinophyceae; Suessiales; Symbiodiniaceae
Source: the annotation of a GenBank genome assembly